Molecule: messenger RNA, 3871 nt
Organism: Centrocercus urophasianus (Greater sage-grouse)
Lineage: Eukaryota; Metazoa; Chordata; Aves; Galliformes; Phasianidae
Gene: DHX38
Product: DEAH-box helicase 38
Exons: 26
Coding region: 1-3693 (1230 amino acids)
Biological process (GO): mRNA splicing, via spliceosome
Cellular component (GO): spliceosomal complex; intracellular anatomical structure
Molecular function (GO): RNA binding; ATP binding
Source: RefSeq, a predicted model, not a curated record
AUGGCCGAGGCCGGCGAGGCGUCGCUGCACCGGCUGGCCGGAACCGGCCCCGAAGCCGAGGCGGGCGGGCUGGUCCCGCGGGCGCGCAGCGCCGCCGCCGAGCAGCACAUCUUCAAGGCGCCGGCGCCGCGGGCCUCGCUGCUGGGCCUGGACGUGCUGGCAGCCCAGAAGCGGCGCGAGCGUGAGGAGGAGGGGACGAGCGGAAAACGGUCCCGAGUGUCCUCCUACAGGGACUGGGAGGAGGGCCGCGACGAGGCGGGCAGCCCCGACGAGGAGGAGGACGAGGAGGAUGAUCGGAGACGUCGCGGCGCCCGCAAGGACAGGCAUUACCGUUCUGUCCAUGUGGAAACACCGUCCUAUACAGGUGGUGUCAGUGAGGAGUUUUGGGAACGCAGCCGGCAGCGGGAAAGGGAGCGUCGUGAACACGGUGUCUUUGCCUCCUCAAAGGAGAAGGAACGGAAGAAGGAGCACAGUAGGGAUCGAGACCACGAUCGUAAACGGGACCGUGAGGACUGGGACAAAAGUCGUCACAGCAGCAGAUCAGAAAGAGAUGGCUCAUUGGAGCGGAACAGCAGGAGGAGUGAACCAGAGAGUCCCAAGCAUCGUCCCAAAGAUGCAGCCACGCCAUCUCGCUCCAGCUGGGAGGAGGAUGAUAGCAGUUACAGCAGUUCUCGCCGCUCACAGUGGGAAUCUCCUUCACCCACACCUUCCUGUCGAGACUCAGAGCGCAGCCACCGGGCAUCGCGGGACACAGAUCGGAGAGACCGGGACAGGUCUGUAAGGAGCAGGUAUUCAGAUAAGACACCAUUGCCCACCCCAUCCUACAAAUAUAAUGAGUGGGCCGACGACCGGAAACACCUGGGGUCCACACCACGACUGUCCAGAGGUAGAGGGCGGCGUGAGGAUGGAGAGGAGGGCAUUGCCUUUGAGACGGAGGAAGAACGCCAGCAGUGGGAGGACGACCAACGGCAAGCGGACCGGGACUGGUAUAUGAUGGAUGAAGGUUAUGAUGAGUUUCACAACCCCUUGGCCUACUCCUCUGAUGAGUAUGUGAAGAAGAGGGAGCAGCACUUACACAAGCAGAAGCAGAAGCGUAUCUCUGCACAGCGGCGGCAGAUCAAUGAGGAUAACGAGCGCUGGGAGACAAACCGCAUGCUGACCAGUGGAGUGGUGCAUCGGAUUGAAGUGGACGAAGAUUUCGAAGAGGAUAACUCAGCCAAAGUGCAUCUGCUGGUGCAUAAUCUGGUGCCUCCUUUCCUAGAUGGGAGGAUAGUCUUCACAAAACAGCCAGAGCCAGUCAUCCCGGUAAAGGAUGCCACUUCUGACUUGGCCAUCAUAGCCCGAAAGGGCAGCCAAUUGGUGCGCAAGCACAGGGAGCAAAAGGAGCGUAAAAGGGCUCAGCAUAAACACUGGGAGCUGGCAGGCACAAAACUGGGAGACAUUAUGGGGAUCAAGAAGGAGGAGGAGAAGGACGAAAUGGUGACAGAAGAUGGCAAAGUGGAUUACAGGACUGAGCAGAAGUUUGCUGAACACAUGAAAGAAAAAAGUGAAGCGAGGAGCGAGUUUGCCAAGAAGAAGUCGAUUCUGGAGCAAAGACAGUAUCUGCCCAUCUUUGCUGUGCAGCAGGAACUGCUUUCCAUCCUCAGGGACAACAGCAUUGUGAUUGUGGUAGGGGAAACGGGGAGUGGUAAGACAACUCAGCUGACGCAGUACCUCCAUGAGGAUGGCUACACAGACUAUGGCAUGAUUGGCUGCACGCAGCCCCGCAGAGUGGCAGCCAUGUCAGUUGCCAAGCGGGUCAGUGAGGAGAUGGGAGUGCGCCUGGGAGAGGAGGUGGGUUAUGCCAUCCGCUUUGAAGACUGCACGUCAGAGAACACAAUAAUCAAAUACAUGACAGAUGGGAUCCUCCUUCGUGAGUCGCUACGAGAGGCUGACUUGGACAACUACAGUGCUAUCAUCAUGGAUGAGGCACAUGAGCGCUCGCUCAAUACUGAUGUGCUCUUUGGCCUGCUUCGGGAGGUGGUAGCACGACGCUCGGAUCUGAAGCUUGUUGUCACCUCUGCCACCAUGGAUGCUGAUAAAUUUGCCUCUUUUUUUGGGAAUGUUCCCAUUUUCCACAUUCCUGGGCGCACCUUUCCUGUUGAUAUUCUUUUCAGCAAGACACCUCAAGAGGAUUAUGUGGAGGCUGCGGUGAAACAAGCUCUGCAGGUCCAUUUGUCUGGUGCACCUGGAGACAUCCUUGUCUUCAUGCCUGGUCAGGAGGAUAUUGAGGUGACUUCAGAACAAAUUGUGGAGCACCUUGAGGAGCUGGAGAAGGCACCUGCACUUGCUGUACUGCCCAUCUAUUCUCAGCUGCCAUCGGACUUACAAGCCAAGAUAUUCCAGAAGGCUCCAGAUGGGGUCAGGAAGUGCAUUGUUGCCACUAACAUUGCAGAGACCUCACUGACAGUGGAUGGUAUCAUGUUUGUUAUUGACUCUGGAUACUGCAAGCUGAAGGUUUUCAAUCCCCGUAUAGGCAUGGAUGCACUGCAGAUCUACCCCAUCAGUCAAGCCAAUGCCAAUCAGAGAGCUGGCCGAGCUGGCCGAACAGGCCCAGGUCACUGCUUCAGGCUCUACACCCAGAGCGCCUACAAGAAUGAGCUGCUGACAACCACGGUGCCUGAGAUCCAGCGCACCAACCUUGCCAAUGUAGUGCUUCUGCUCAAAUCUCUGGGGGUACAAGACCUGCUGCAGUUCCACUUCAUGGAUCCGCCCCCUGAGGACAACAUGCUCAACUCCAUGUACCAGUUGUGGAUUCUGGGAGCCCUGGAUAACACAGGUGGUCUGACCUCUACAGGACGUCUGAUGGUGGAGUUCCCACUGGAUCCUGCACUCUCCAAAAUGCUCAUUGUUUCAUGUGACAUGGGUUGCAGCUCUGAGAUAUUGCUCAUUGUUUCCAUGUUGUCUGUGCCUGCCAUCUUUUAUCGGCCUAAGGGCCGAGAGGAAGAGAGCGACCAAGUGCGGGAGAAAUUUGCUGUCCCAGAGAGUGAUCACUUAACUUACCUGAACGUUUACCUGCAGUGGAAGAACAACAACUACUCUACUCUGUGGUGCAACCAGCACUUCAUUCAUGCCAAGGCCAUGCGGAAAGUGCGGGAGGUGCGUGCCCAGCUCAAGGACAUUAUGGUGCAGCAGCGCAUGAGCCUUGCAUCCUGUGGUACUGACUGGGAUGUUGUCAGGAAGUGUAUCUGUGCUGCGUAUUUCCAUCAAGCUGCAAAGCUGAAAGGCAUUGGGGAGUACGUCAAUAUCCGUACAGGCAUGCCUUGCCACCUGCACCCCACCAGCUCCCUCUUUGGAAUGGGCUACACGCCAGACUACAUUGUAUAUCAUGAGCUGGUCAUGACCACCAAGGAAUACAUGCAGUGUGUCACUGCUGUGGAUGGAGAGUGGCUGGCAGAGUUGGGCCCCAUGUUCUACAGUAUCAAACAUGCUGGCAAGUCACGUCAGGAAAACCGCCGACGUGCAAAGGAGGAAGCAUCUGCCAUGGAGGAGGAGAUGGCUCUGGCUGAGGAGCAGCUGCGUGCCCGCCGGGAGGAGCAGGAGCGCCGUAACCCAUUAGGCAGCGCAAGAUGUACUAAAAUCUAUACGCCUGGACGGAAGGAGCAGGGGGAGCCCCUGACGCCACGACGCACCCCGGCCCGCUUUGGCCUCUGAGAAGGGAGUGCUCAUUGCUUCGAGGCAUGAAGACUUCCCAGGAGCUGCUGAGUUUUAGGGCUCAGUCCCCUCAGUUCUGAGUGCUGUGAGGCUCUCUACAGCCCGUGGCCCAAGAAGGCUUUGAUGCUGUGUAUUAUUUUUGCUACAGAAGAGAAAUAAUUUUAUUUGUUUAAAGGUU